Penicillium lagena is the source of this 1494-nucleotide messenger RNA. Its product is annotated as Zn(II)2Cys6 transcription factor. Gene Ontology annotation, biological process: regulation of DNA-templated transcription. The coding region runs from base 1 to 1494 and encodes 497 amino acids. Lineage: Eukaryota; Fungi; Ascomycota; Eurotiomycetes; Eurotiales; Aspergillaceae. Gene Ontology annotation, molecular function: DNA-binding transcription factor activity, RNA polymerase II-specific; zinc ion binding. The transcript has 4 exons. The record is from RefSeq and is a predicted model, not a curated record.
AUGGUCUACAGAGGAAAGCCGGGGCUGGGGUGUGCCCUGUGCCGAAAGCGGCGCCUGACGUGCGAUCGACGUCGUCCGUCUUGCUCGCAAUGCUUGAGAGUGCAGCAAGAGUGCACGGGGUAUUGGGACCCGAACACUUUAAGAGUCCAGAAUCAGACCGAAGAGGUGACAAUGAAGGCUCGAGCUCGAGCUACCUUGUCGCGAAAGCCGGCUACGACGGACCGGCCGACUUCACCGAAUUCCCCAGUGGAUAUACUUCCUCCGCCUAUUUCAGACGAUGGAAGAGCCAUGUCUCAUGUCUUCACCUAUUAUGUGGGAACCGUCCAGGACCAAGGCUCUCUGUGGUACUUGCCGAAGCUGCUGACAACGAACCCUUCUUCUGCGCUCCAAGCCACAAUCAAAGCUGUGGGGGUGGCAAGUAUGGCGAGAAUGCACAAAUUGCCUAAAUUACGGCGCGCAGCGGUAGCAGAAUAUGGCCUAGCGUUGCGUGCUACCAACGAAGCGCUAAGAGACGAAGUGUUAGCAAAGUCCGAUUCUACUCUGGGGGCUGUAGUAUUGCUUAGUACAUACGAGAUGAUCACAUCGGAAGCCAAAUCCUCGGAAAUUAUGCGUUCCUGGAUGAACCACGUCCAAGGCGCAACAAGCCUGCUGGAGCUACGAGGUGAAGAGCAAUUAGACUCAGAGUCCGGGUUUGAAUUGUUUACUAUUGUGCGGUUACAAAAUGCACUAAGCGGCGUGUUCUUCAGAUAUUCGGGCCAUAAUUCAUCAAGGAUGAAAGAGUUAUCAAGAUUGGCAAGAUCUAAGAGAGACGAACACUCGCUGCCAAUUGAAUCUUUAUACACCCUACUACUUGACUUGAACGAUCUAUCACUUAAAAUCGAAAAGGCGGACUAUUCUGUUGAGGCUCUAGGGUCUUUGCUCGGAGAAGCCCUUCAUCUUGAAACCGAUUUAAGAUGCUGGGCCAUGUCCCUAAGCCCACGCUGGCAGUAUACAGUCAUCAAGAACUCGAGUCUUCCUUCUGAGAACGAUGUUCGUUUUCUCGUACAUGGUGAUAGCUAUCAUGUGUACCACGAUCUCACCAUUUCGUCCAUGUGGAACCAUUAUCGUCAAACGCGCAUCAUUGUCAGUCAAAUGAUUAGGUCCAUGGCUCUGUAUAUUUGUGAGCUCCGUGAGUCGCCUGAAUGUCGACAGAUGGUUUCCGAGUUUACUUCCACCAUCAACCAGCUGGUCGAUGACGUUUGCGCUAGCGUUGCAUAUCAUUUUCUAUUUGGUACCCCCUGGCUUACAGGUGCAAUCCGGCUAUCAUGGCCUCUACUCAUCUCAGCCAUUUGUACGGAAAACUCUGCCACCCACGCGUGGAUCUUGCAAACCUUCGAUACGAUUGCAGCCAUGACAGGAUUUCAGCAACCGCUUGGCAUGCUGCAGCGCAUCAGAGACGGUAGCAUAAAGGGUCUCAUUCCUGGGACACAACGAAUAAUAAUGCAAGCAUCUUGA